AUGUCGGUCGUGGGACAUGCCAAGUAUUGGGCUGAUAAGCUGGCCGUUGAGACGGAGCCUGGCCUGACCUCGGCCCAGCUCAUGCUCUACAAUCUCGAUCUGAAACCGGUCGAGAAGGAGCGCCGGCUUUGGGGCGCCUGGAACUAUGUCGGCUUCUGGAUCGCCGAUAGUGUCAACAUCGGCACAUGGAUGAUUUCCUCUUCCAUGAUUGCCGGUGGCCUCUCGUGGUGGCAGGCGUGGCUGUGCGUCUGGAUAGGCUACGCCAUCUCCGCCGUCUUCAUCGUCAUCAGCGGUCGCAUCGGCGCCAUCUACCAUCUCAGCUUCCCUGCUCUGAGCCGCGCUUCUUUUGGUGUCUGGGGCAGCGCAUGGCCGAUAUUCAAUCGUGCCGCAAUGUCGUGUGUUUGGUAUGGAGUCGUCGCGUACAUCGGUGGCCAGUGUGUGUACGUCAUGAUCCGCUCAAUCUGGACGUCGUGGGAUGCCACCAAGAUGCCAGGUGCGUUUGGCACCUCGGCGACAAACACCCCCGAAUACGUCUCGUUCAUCAUCUUUUGGCUGCUGUCUCUGCCUGUGCUCUGGUUUCCGGUGCACAAGCUCCGACACUUGUUCACGGCCAAGGCAUUCAUUGCUCCAGCCGGCGCCACGGCGUUUCUCGUCUGGGCACUCGUUCGCGCCAAGGGGGCCGGCCCGAUCAUCAGUCAGCCAACCACUCUUCAAGGCUCCGACCUGGCUUGGGAAAUUGUCAAGGGCAUCAUGUCAUCGAUUGGCAACUUCGCGACGCUCAUUGCCAACGCCAGCGACUUUACCCGCUUUGCUCGCAAGCCUGCCCACGCUGCUUGGCCACAGCUAGUCAUCAUUCCGACCUCGUUCGCCAUCACAUCUCUCUACGGCAUUCUGGUCUCGUCGUCAUCUGCGGUUAUUUACGGGGAAUAUGUUUGGAAUCCUGUCCUUCUACUUGGCAAGUUCAUCGACGACGGCAGCUCUGCAGACCGGUUCGGUGUCUUUGUGAUUGCGUUUACGCUGGCAUUCGCGCAGUUGGGUACCAACGUUUCCGCGAAUUCUGUCUCUACGGGCACCAGCUUGGCAGCUCUUGUCCCCCGCUACAUCGAUAUUCGACGCGGUAGCUACAUUUGCGCCAUUGUUGGCCUGGCAAUAUGUCCCUACAACUUUGUUGGCUCCUCGAGCAAGUUCACUACCUAUCUGUCGGCAUACAGCGUGUUCCUCAGCUCCAUCACUGGUGUCAUUGUGGCAGACUAUUACUUUGUGCGCAAAGGUUUCCUCUGCGUCAACGACUUGUACAAUGCUCGGAAGACAGGUCCGUACUAUUACACGUAUGGCGUCAACUGGCGUGCAUACGCUGCAUACAUUUGCGGUAUCCUCAUCAAUGUAGUCGGCUUUGCUGGCGCGGUCGGCGCCACUGUACCUCAGGGCGCAAUGUACAUUUUUCAGGUCAACUUCUUCACCGGGUUUGGUGUUUCGGUGGGCAUCUACUAUGCGCUCUGCAAGUUGUUCCCUGUGCCUGCGACAAGCAAAGUCUGGAUGGAAAUUGGUGUCGAGGACGAAGACUUUCGACCGCAAUACCACGACGAGAAGAUGCCAGACGAGGAAAUGGACGUUGGCGUCGCGGAACUGGAGUCCAAGAACUCAAAAACGAUGGCAUAG
Molecule: messenger RNA, 1659 nt
Organism: Akanthomyces muscarius
Lineage: Eukaryota; Fungi; Ascomycota; Sordariomycetes; Hypocreales; Cordycipitaceae
Exons: 3
Coding region: 1-1659 (552 amino acids)
Biological process (GO): transmembrane transport; nucleobase transport
Cellular component (GO): plasma membrane
Molecular function (GO): nucleobase transmembrane transporter activity
Source: RefSeq, a predicted model, not a curated record